Aricia agestis (brown argus) is the source of this 687-nucleotide messenger RNA. Its product is annotated as mitochondrial import inner membrane translocase subunit Tim22. The record is from RefSeq and is a predicted model, not a curated record. Gene Ontology annotation, molecular function: transmembrane protein transporter activity. Gene Ontology annotation, biological process: protein insertion into mitochondrial inner membrane. The coding region runs from base 85 to 663 and encodes 192 amino acids. Gene Ontology annotation, cellular component: TIM22 mitochondrial import inner membrane insertion complex. The transcript has 3 exons. NCBI's taxonomy places the organism in Eukaryota, Metazoa, Arthropoda, Insecta, Lepidoptera, Lycaenidae.
GAAAAGGUAUUGGACACAAUUUAAUUUCUAAUUAAUAUCAAUAAGAGAAUUAUUAAAUAUAAGAAGUGAGGUUUACCAAAUAAAAUGGCAGAGUAUACGAAACCUCCAACGGAUCCAUCUUUGACAAAAUUUCUACAGACAAAUGAUUUCGACUCACUCACAAAAUAUUUAGUUGGAAAUACCUAUAGAUACCGUGAGAACAUAAUCAUUCCAAGAUUUCUGGGUCCAGUUAUAAUAAAAACAAAUGAAGAGAAGAUGAUAGAGUCAACGAUAGAAAGCUGUCCUUUCAAAUCAGUAACCAGCUGCAUAAUUGGCUAUGGAUUAGGUCUGGCAGUAGGCUUGUUCACCUCAUCACUGAUGCCAAAUGUGACCGACACAACCGCUCCACAAACUCAGACUGCAAGGGAAAUUUUGAGGGAAAUGAAAGGCUCCAUGUUGAGUUAUGCCAAGAACUUCGCUAUUCUCGGAGCUGUGUUUUCUGGAAUCGAGUGUUGCAUUGAGAGUGCCAGGGGGAAGUCUGAUUGGAAAAAUGGCACAUACGCAGGAGGCAUGACUGGUGGUUUAAUAGGAUUAAGAGGAGGUCUUAAGGCUGGAGUGUUUGGUGCUGCGGGUUUUGCAGCAUUUUCAACAGUUAUUGAUUACUACAUGCAUCAAAGAGGUUAAUUUCAAUAAAUGUCAGUUUAUUAA